AAAACAUUAAAAUAGCUUUUCUAGUGGAAAUGAGAUGUCAGCACCAAACCUUUUUCAUCCAUGCACAUCAAAGGAUAUUUGCAUCUGACAGGAAAUCUUGCAAAGUUUGGUUUUUUGAGUGAUACUUUCAGAAAAGACACUCAAGGGUAAACAGGAAACCUGACUAUUCUCUUGCUUUCUGGGGUUCCUCUAAGCUUUCCUGUAACGAUGCACUGCAGCCUUCACAUCAUCAUCAUUGUCUUCAUCAUCAUGAGUUUCACAGCAGCCCAUGUUGUUCACCAGCAUUAUGAACUAGUGGGAAAAACAGUCCAUCUCUCAUUGGGAAAACAACGACCAAAUCAGAUGAGGUGGAAGAAAGAUGCUGAUCUAAUCGCAGUUGUAAAUGAACAAAAUCCAGAUGUAAGGUUUACAGAGAAGUUCAGUGUGAAUGCCACUGAUGGCUCUUUAAUUAUAAAAAAUGUCACAGAGAGUGACAGCGGCCGUUAUCAAGCCCUAUGUGGAAAAUGGGAGGACGAGAUCACGGAAUUCCAUCUAACAGUAGAGGAGGCUGUCUCAGAGCCGGUCAUUGACACAUAUAUACUUCAGUUGAAUUCCUCCACUCGUCUUUGCCUCAUCUCAGUAAAAUGCUCUGUUGAUGGUGACUCAAUGAUGUACGACUGUGAUUUCAAGACUUGCACUCAAGAUUUGCAGACAAAUACCUCACUGACCAAGGUUAACAUUACUGUUGCUGUAAGGAACAAUGAAAAAGUGGAAUGUACAGCUAGCAACCAUGUGAGCACAAAGACGAGCUCAAUACACCUGAGUGACACAUGUUCAAAAAAUUACAGUUCUGUGGAGGAUCAAUCACAAAUAUUGUUGGGUUGGCCAGUUUUGAUAGCUUGUGGACUGGGAUGCUUACUUCUGGUCUGCUUUCUUAUAACAGCAUACCUCUAUUCCAGAAAAAAACAACAGAAUAAAGGUACCCUUCAAGAAGAAGGCAUAUCCACUAUCUACAGCGUGGUGCGCAAACCACAGAGUCCAACAGAGAGCAAUUUAGCAACAACAGUGUAUGAUGUUCCUUCAAAAUUUGUCAAGGCUCCCCAAAGUGCAAGUGUACAAAUGUCAAAGGAGACACAAGCGCCCCCUCUCGAGGACAAAGCUGUAACUGCAAAUGCAGAAAGAGAAGAGGAAUCUGAGAAUGAUAAACAACUUACAGUUUACUGGAAACUGGGGCAGAAAUAACAACCACUAAGAGUCAGUUACACAGCACUGUUAUUUACGUCACCCAGUUGUAUUAGUAAGACUGUCUCCAGGAAAACAUGACCUCUUUUUAUAACAGAUUUUAUUAAAAAUGUAAAUUUAUAUAUUUUAUGUAAUUAUACAAACUGAGAAUUAUUGUUUACCUAAAGUUUUUGAAGAUGAUGUACAGAAAAAAAUACAUUUCAUAUGUAUAUAUAUGAUAACAGAAAAUUAUAUGCAAGCCUCUAUUUUUUACACACACACACACACA
Molecule: messenger RNA, 1489 nt
Organism: Colossoma macropomum (tambaqui)
Lineage: Eukaryota; Metazoa; Chordata; Actinopteri; Characiformes; Serrasalmidae
Product: SLAM family member 5
Exons: 7
Coding region: 208-1221 (337 amino acids)
Source: RefSeq, a predicted model, not a curated record